UCCCUGUGGACGUUUGGAGAGGAUCAGAAGAUGACAGUAUAUCUGACGGCCGCAACCGGAUCUGGACUCAUAAACAGAACAAUGAAUCCUACAAAAACUUGCUUUUCCUUUGUUCCUACUCGCUCGAGACCUCUCCCACAAUGAUUUGAUGACUCAAUAGCUAGGAGGUAGUUUGUUCGAGGCAAAUUACCUUCGUGAUUCCUCCUAGACUCUUACACCGAUCGUAUCAGCGCCUCCCACUCUCCCGUGCUGGUCCUCGACGUUUCAUGCCUUAUUAUAGAGCCAAACAUGAGGACAGCACUGCUCUUGGAGGGGAAUAAGAGAGAAGAAAACGCUCUCAAGAGAUCGUACGCGGAAGCAGACGAGAGCACGGUCAUGCUGGACUGGGAACUCCGUGACGCAGUGCUAGACCACACCCACAGCAGCAUCGAGCAUGGAUACGCCAGUGGACAAGUAACGGUUGAAGCUGAAUUCGGGCAACGACGGUAUCUGCAGUCUAAGAAGAAGGUCCCGGGGGUUCGUAAGUUCGCUUUCGAUGCGAGGGCGUAUGAGAUACCGAUCGGUUCCAAAAUCGAAUGGGAGCACUUCCCACUCGGCGCGGUCGCUGCUCGUGGAUCCCGUUGGGCUUGGUGGCUCAGGCUCCUCUUCGUCUUGGUCAUCUUCGUCGCCGGUAUAGGAAUUGGGACGCUGCACGGCGACUACGUCAAGCUAUACGCUCUCAAACUGCCUCUGCCAUCGCCACCGGAACUCAGUGCUGGCCAACAACGUGUGCCAUUCAACAGAUGUGGUUACUCAGCGAGGAGCUUCUCCUUCCUAUAUCCAGAUCUCUAUUUCUUCGACAAAGACUCUCCCGUCGGAAAGUUAGAUGCAAAGGGUCUUAAGAAGUGGAAGCGGGAUCUCAAGGUGAUUUGGCAUCCGGACAAGACUGCCGUCACCGGCUUCCCACAAUACAUGCACCAUAGUUUCUCUUUGACGAUUGACAAAAAGUUCAAAGAAUUGGAGGAGACUUUGAAGCAGGGUGAACGUGAGGGGCACUGGCACACACCUAAGACGUCGUCUGACAGAAGGGAAGGGGCACGGUAUCACAAGGCAAAGAGGGGAGGGAUUCAUGAAGACCCCAGAGACCUCAAAGACGACGCCGAUUAUUUGAGAAAUAUGUGGAGAUUUUUGUAGUAGGAAAUGCAUGUGUCCACCGCGUCGUCAUCCAUUGAGGCUUUGCUAGACGUCGAAGGCAAAUCAUGGCAGGAUAAGUUUCAGGGCUUGGUGUUGAGGGAUUAGAAUUGCUUGGCAUGGUAAUCGC
Molecule: messenger RNA, 1300 nt
Organism: Mytilinidion resinicola
Lineage: Eukaryota; Fungi; Ascomycota; Dothideomycetes; Mytilinidiales; Mytilinidiaceae
Exons: 3
Coding region: 289-1173 (294 amino acids)
Source: RefSeq, a predicted model, not a curated record